Molecule: messenger RNA, 1133 nt
Organism: Amblyraja radiata (thorny skate)
Lineage: Eukaryota; Metazoa; Chordata; Chondrichthyes; Rajiformes; Rajidae
Gene: uimc1
Product: ubiquitin interaction motif containing 1
Exons: 8
Coding region: 49-966 (305 amino acids)
Biological process (GO): positive regulation of DNA repair; double-strand break repair
Cellular component (GO): BRCA1-A complex
Molecular function (GO): K63-linked polyubiquitin modification-dependent protein binding; DNA binding; histone binding
Source: RefSeq, a predicted model, not a curated record
GCGGCCGCAGCCGGAGAGUGCGAGGCGCGCGGCCGCGGCUCCCCGGCGAUGGGUUCACCGUCCACUCGCUGGGCCGCUGCCACCGGGAGCCCGGGCCGAGCAGUGCCGCCGCCGCCAGACGGCGAGAGCCGCGACCAGCCGGUGAACUAUUUCUGGGGCAUUCCCUUCUGCCCCUCUGGGCUGGAUCCCGACCAGUACACCCGCGUCCUGCUGUGCCAGCUACAGGCGUAUGAACGCUGCCUGAAGCGGGCGCAGAGCCGCUCCCUGGUCAAGGCCGACUUCGGGCCGCCGUUGCUGCCCGGGCCCGGCUCGGCCCCGUCUCGCCACGGAGCGCAGCUGGACAAGGCCGACUGGGGGAAAGACGACUUGGCCGCGGGGGACAAGGAAGUGAUGAAAACUCGCCCGGACGCCGGUGGUGGUCGGACACAGUCAUUAAAUGUUUCUGCUGAAGAAAUCCUGAAGGAUGGUGGAGAAGAGAACAGUGAACAAGGAGAGUGUGAUGACACCAGACGGUUUGGUUCCUCUGCCAACCAUGAUCAUCACCUGGAAGAUGAUGUGCUGUUUAUUGAUACAGCUGCAUCUGCCACCACCCGAAGAGGUCAAAGAGAUCCUGAAGGUCCUGACGUGCAUGAAGAGACGCAACAAAGCUUAUCUGAAGAGAUACAUCCGGAGGGUGAACGUCCUCAAGGAUCUGACAAUGACUCAACUCCGGAGCCUGAGGACCUACUGUUGAUAGAAGAUGAAGCUGAGGAAUUUGCCACCAUCUCGCCAUCCAAGAAACCUGCUGUUGAGUGUCCGAUUUGUGGUCAGCCGUUCCCGUUAGAGAAGAUAGAGGUGCAUGCGGCUGAUUGUAACGGUGCCUGUGAUGGAGGAAGUGAGCUGCAAGUGCAGACACGCAGCCACACACGCAAAGUGGCGAGAAAGAACUGCACAGCAGGAUCCAAUCUAUCAACACUGAGACUAUGAAAACUGCAGGCUGAGUGGAAGGAAUGUGCUGGGUUCCCUGUCUCGGAAUUGUUUCUGCUCCAGCCCAACCCAGAGGCCGAGUGAGUACGCCUCUGCCACCCCAGGAUUCGGGCACAGCAUUUGCUAUGGGCCCAAUGUAAAUAAUUUCAUUAAAAGUCACUUUCAUA